Messenger RNA from Musca domestica (house fly), 3240 nucleotides. Its product is annotated as 116 kDa U5 small nuclear ribonucleoprotein component. Gene Ontology annotation, biological process: mRNA splicing, via spliceosome. Bases 269 to 3196 code for a protein of 975 amino acids. Gene Ontology annotation, cellular component: cytosol; U2-type catalytic step 2 spliceosome; U4/U6 x U5 tri-snRNP complex. The transcript is spliced from 7 exons. Gene Ontology annotation, molecular function: GTPase activity; GTP binding; translation elongation factor activity. NCBI's taxonomy places the organism in Eukaryota, Metazoa, Arthropoda, Insecta, Diptera, Muscidae. The record is from RefSeq and is a predicted model, not a curated record.
GCACAAACCUUUAUGGAAAUUUCGCGCCAACACUAUGCCAUUUCUUCAUUUUUAAACCGCUUUACAACACUGUCUUUACACUGAACAUACUUCAUCGGCCGGCACUGAAAGUUUGACAUUUGGUGAGAGUGUAAACGACUUGUGUUUAUGUGAAGCAUUUUAUUCUGCUGGCCAAUUGUGUUGCUGCUUGAUUUAAUUUUUAAUAAAUAAUAAAAAGGAAGUCUAAAAUACAUAAUAAAAGUUAGAGGCACAUUGAAGAGACACCACAAUGGAUUCGGAUCUUUAUGAUGAGUUUGGUAAUUACAUUGGUCCCGACUUGGACAGUGACGAGGAUGAUGACCAAAGUAUUUAUGGUCAGCAGGAUAAUCAAGAUGAACGUGAUGAUGAGGCCAUGGAAGAGGAGGAAGAUCAAAACGAAGAUGAAGACAAAGAGGUUACAGCAGUUGUCUUGCAUGAGGAUAAACGUUAUUAUCCCACAGCAGUUGAGGUCUAUGGUCCCGAUGUUGAGACAAUAGUCCAGGAGGAAGAUGCCCAGCCAUUGGAUAAACCUCUCAUCGAACCUGUCAAGAAGUUAAAAUUUCAAAUUAAAGAACAAGAAUUACCCGAUACUACCUAUAAUAUGGAAUUCAUGGCUGAUUUAAUGGACACACCACCGCUCAUACGUAAUGUGGCUUUAAUUGGUCAUUUACAUCAUGGCAAAACCACCUUUGUUGAUUGUCUUAUACGUCAGACACAUCCACAAUUUGAUUUGAAUGAAGAACGUUCGCUACGUUACACGGAUACACUUUUCACGGAACAAGAACGUGGUGUUAGUAUUAAAGCCACUCCGGUCACUGUUGUCUUGCAGGAUGUUAAAACGAAGAGUUAUUUAAUGAAUAUUUUCGAUACGCCUGGACAUGUAAACUUUUCCGAUGAAAUUACGGCCGCCAUGCGCUUAUGUGAUGGUGUUGUUGUCUUCGUUGAUGCUGCCGAAGGUGUUAUGCUUAACACUGAAAGGCUGCUGAAACAUGCAGUGCAAGAGAAAAUGGCCAUAACAGUUUGCAUUAAUAAGAUUGAUCGUCUGAUUUUGGAAUUGAAAUUACCUCCUCAAGAUGCAUAUUUCAAAUUGAAACACAUUGUGGAAGAAGUCAAUAGUUUGCUGAGUACAUACGGUAAUGCUGAAGAAACUCAACUGGUAUCACCCGUAUUGGGUAAUGUUUGUUUUGCCAGUUCCCUUUAUGGCAUAUGUUUCACAUUGAAAUCUUUUGCCAAACUAUAUGCUGAUACCUAUGAAGGUGUUAAUUAUGUGGAAUUCUCAAAACGAUUGUGGGGCGAUAUGUAUUUCCACAGCAAAUCACGUAAAUUCACCAAAAAGCCGCCACACAAUUCAGCACAACGUAGUUUUGUUGAAUUCAUCUUGGAGCCAAUGUAUAAACUAAUUGCCCAGGUUGUGGGAGAUGUUGACUCCACACUGUCGGAUACAUUGGCUGAAUUGAACAUACGUAUAACCAAGGAAGAGAUGAAAUCGAAUAUAAGACCUCUAUUGCGUUUGGUGUGCAAUCGAUUCCUUGGAGAUUUUAGCGGUUUUGUCAGUAUGUGUGUGGAGCACAUACCAUCUCCAUUGGAUAAUGCUAAGCGCAAGGUAGACCAUGUCUACACUGGUCCAAAGGAGGGAGACAUGUAUCGUGACAUGAUUCAAUGUAAUCAAACCGGUUCCCUUUUGGUGCACAGUGCCAAAAUGUAUCCAACCGAUGAUUGUACAUUCUUCCAGGUCAUGGCUCGGGUAAUUUCCGGUACCUUACAUGCCGGACAAGAAGUACGAGUGCUGGGUGAAAAUUAUACUCUACAAGAUGAAGAAGAUUCUCGAGUUUUGCAAGUUGGACGGCUAUGGGUAUACGAAGCACGCUACAAAGUAGAACUUAAUCGUGUUCCCGCCGGUAACUGGGUUCUAAUUGAGGGUAUCGAUCAAAGCAUUGUAAAAACUUCAACAAUUGUCGAUAUUAAUGCAGCCGAUGAUUUGUACAUUUUCCGGCCAUUGAAAUUUAAUACUCAAAGUAUUAUAAAAAUUGCCGUGGAACCUGUAAAUCCCUCAGAAUUACCCAAAAUGUUAGAUGGUCUGCGUAAAGUCAAUAAAUCGUAUCCUCUACUUUCAACGCGUGUCGAAGAAUCAGGAGAACAUGUUAUCUUGGGUACUGGCGAAUUGUAUUUGGAUUGUGUUAUGCAUGAUCUACGUAAAAUGUAUUCGGAAAUUGAUAUAAAAGUUGCCGAUCCAGUUGUGGCAUUUUGUGAGACAGUUGUUGAGACGAGUUCACUGAAAUGUUUUGCCGAAACGCCAAAUAAGAAAAAUAAAAUUACCAUGAUCGCGGAACCUUUAGAAAAGGGUUUGGCAGAAGACAUAGAGAACGAGGUGGUCUCAAUCAAUUGGAACAAAAAACGUAUUGGAGAAUUUUUCCAAGUGAACUAUGAUUGGGAUUUGUUGGCGGCACGUUCCAUAUGGGCGUUUGGUCCAGAUUCAACAGGUCCAAAUAUUUUAGUUGACGAUACAUUGCCCUCUGAGGUGGACAAGACACUGUUAACAUCCGUUAAGGAUUCCAUAGUUCAAGGUUUCCAAUGGGGUACAAGGGAAGGACCACUUUGUGAGGAGCCCAUACGCAAUGUGAAAUUUAAAAUUCUUGACGCGGUUAUUGCAAAUGAAGCUUUACAUCGGGGUGGUGGACAGGUCAUCCCUACAGCCAGAAGAGUAGCAUAUUCGGCAUUCCUUAUGGCCACACCCAGAUUAAUGGAACCGUAUUUGUUUGUAGAGGUACAAGCACCGGCAGAUUGCGUUUCAGCCGUAUAUACGGUUUUGGCUAGAAGAAGAGGUCACGUUACUCAAGAUGCCCCCGUUUCUGGUUCUCCACUUUACACAAUUAAAGCCUUCAUUCCCGCCAUUGAUUCAUUUGGUUUUGAAACGGAUUUACGUACUCACACACAAGGUCAAGCUUUUUGUCUUUCAGUCUUCCAUCAUUGGCAAAUUGUUCCUGGUGAUCCAUUGGAUAAAUCCAUUGUUAUACGACCAUUGGAACCCCAGCAGGCAUCACAUUUGGCACGUGAAUUUAUGAUUAAAACAAGACGACGUAAGGGUCUGUCCGAAGAUGUAUCGAUCAAUAAAUUCUUCGACGAUCCUAUGUUAUUGGAGCUGGCUCGACAGGAUGUAUUGCUCAAUUACCCACUGUAAAAUGAAAUAUUUUAGAUCUUAAAAUAAAAAAAUCCCUUUCGGAA